AUGGAUUCGUUCGAUGACGAAGACUCCCUGAUUCUUCCAUUUACUUCCGUCUCUUCGUCUGGUCAUCACCCUCAUCAUUAUCCUCGAUCGAUCACUGCCGCUACAUCGGCCACUAGAUUUGGCCUGGGUCAGGUCCAUACUACUCAAGACCUAGAUAGUGAGGAUUAUAUCUACACUACUAUCAAUCCCCUCCUUACCAUCUCUCAUCAUCACGAUCAUGUUGAUCCUCAUUCUCUUCCCCCUCCCAUGCAUCCUGGAACCUCUUUAAACCCUGAUGAUACUGCCAAUAUAGCACCGGAUGCUCAAGAAGAUAUAUUCGAUGCCGGCCAAUUACCAUCAGUAGCCUAUAACGACUUUAGUUAUAAUUCAAUUUUCGGAAACUCAUUAAACGAUCCGAUAAACAAUUUUACACUACCUACCGACGACGAACCAUUGAGACAGCUUGGUACAGAAUUCACGUCAAAUAAUGGAGCUGCAGUCGGGUUCCAGCACAUGCCGCCGCCUGCACAGUCUGCGAGUGCUUUAAGGUCACUGCAACGACCUAGACAGCCCGUGUUGCAUUUCCAUCGCCCCAUGCACUUCCCGAUUCAUUACUCUAUGCAAAGACCUUUUGACCCCCUUAUUGACCCCGAUAUGGGUCUUUAUAUAAACCCGUAUACGAACACCCGGAUGCAUUUUCCCACACAGACAGUGCGUCAGCCUAUGCAUAAAAUGCAUACGCGGGGCAUAAUGCCCGACCUUGUACGAACAAGGGAGGAGGAUGAAGCGGAGGAAAAAAUGGGAAGAUCUGCCGAGAUAGCUGCUAGAUUUCCACCGGAAAUGAUUCCGGUAAACUAUACAACGGCGCCCGAGGCUAAUUUAGAUGAACCAUUUGAUUUAACUAAAUUGCUUGGAGAGGAACCUGAGGCUGAACCUGGAGUGGAGAUAGAGGUAGAAUCUUGGGAUGAGGGAGAUCAAGGCGGAACGCAGCUGGCCUCAUCAAUGGCUGCUUCUGCUACCAAGAGGAGCUCUCCACGGGCCCGAGAUUCUCAUCUUUCGGGUCAGCGCUGUUCUCGUGCAAUCGGGUCAGGGAGUUUGAAGAACCAUCGAAGGCUGGAUUAUGUAAAGCGAAAGAAGGAGUUGAUGAAACGAAGGUAUGGGUUUUUGGGACUUCGAGAACGGCAUCAAAUGUUUUAUGUCCAGGAUGUGCGGAACCACUGUCGUAGCUCUGGAGUAGAUGAUCCGGAGAAUCCAUGGCUUAAAUAUAAUUUCGAGGCCGAACUUAAGGCUUUCAGAAAUAUUGGGAAGUCUCUAUUGGGGCCGCUAUCCGAGCUACCUCAGCUGCCAGAGCAGGAUAGCCAUACGUCACCAUCUAUCGAUCAUAGUACCGCCGAUCAGAAGUCUAGAGCCUCCACUAGUACAACGAAAGGAGCUACAAAAAAGACCGACGAUAGCUCCGCUGAAAAAAAACCCUCAGUAUCCGCUGCGGAUAGAUUGGAGAAGGAGCAAGACGAUAGAGAUCGGCUUGCAAGGUAUCAUCGAGCUUGCAUUCUUCGCUCUAUCCCUCGUGCAUUAUUCAACACAAAGUUACUAGAUCCUCUCAACCCGGACAUAGGCAAACCUGGGAGGUACUUAGAUCUUAUCCGAAAGAUACACCGAGCAAAUGUCCGCCCUUGCCUCAAGUACUUUCUUUACAGAGAACUGGAUUUUGUUCAGUCUACAGCACUUAAUGAGGGCGGUAGCUCUGCCUUAGCAGAUCGCAUUUCGUCUCUCGAGUGGGAUAUCCGAGAUUAUAUGAAAAGGGGUGAGGUACGAGUGACCCAAAAUAUCCGAGUGGUCGUAAGAGACUACCGUGCCGGGUUCAUUAAGUUGCCCCAGGAAGGUUCUUGUAUCCUGUAUCAUGAUGGAAAGCUGCUCGGUCACUUCAGGGCUAAUAGACUUCUUCCUUUCCUCUACCCAUUUCUGGGGAGGACGGCUGGUCCGGUAUGGAAAGAGGACGGGAAUCAACCGAAGCCGGUACCCGAAGUAUACAUGCGGGCUUACGCGCAGAUGUUCCCAGAGGACUUGCUGCAGCUUGGCUACUGUAGGCAUGGGCGUCCAGUUAAUAACCCGCAAACCCGUGGCCGCCACAGUAACUAG
This is a messenger RNA of Orbilia oligospora ATCC 24927, 2118 nucleotides long. RefSeq lists its product as uncharacterized. The coding region runs from base 1 to 2118 and encodes 705 amino acids. Lineage: Eukaryota; Fungi; Ascomycota; Orbiliomycetes; Orbiliales; Orbiliaceae. The transcript is spliced from 3 exons. The record is from RefSeq and is a predicted model, not a curated record.